Molecule: messenger RNA, 3726 nt
Organism: Colletotrichum destructivum
Lineage: Eukaryota; Fungi; Ascomycota; Sordariomycetes; Glomerellales; Glomerellaceae
Product: Putative BAH domain, C-5 cytosine methyltransferase, DNA methylase, C-5 cytosine-specific, active
Exons: 2
Coding region: 6-3725 (1239 amino acids)
Biological process (GO): negative regulation of gene expression via chromosomal CpG island methylation
Cellular component (GO): nucleus
Molecular function (GO): chromatin binding; DNA binding; DNA (cytosine-5-)-methyltransferase activity
Source: RefSeq, a predicted model, not a curated record
ACCAAAUGGUCAAUUCCACCAAAGACCUUCCUCUCGGGUGGAACCACCUAGAUCUGAUGCUGAGUGACGACGAGGGAGACGAUGACUCUGUGAGCUGGGAGCUGGACAGAGAUUUGGUUGAGAUCGAGCACCAACAGACACUACAAGCACUUGAGCCACCUUCUGCUCCUGGGGAAGAGCAAGUGUUCGAUGAGGAAAGUCAGGCACAUGCAGUUGGGGUCGUUCUCCCUUCGUCAACUCCACGACUCUCCAACUCACUUUCGGUUGACAUACCAGAAAGCACCCUAGUAUCACCCAGUUACCUGUAUCAGGGUGAAUAUCCAGUGCCACCACCUCAAAGAGAAUGGUCUGCGGUCAAACGCUUGCUGGAGGAACACCAGCGGUCAGGAGUCAUUCCUCAAGACGGGUACAUCGAUAUCGAACUCGACAAGUUUGUCGUUUACACCCAGCCUUAUGCACCUGGGCGGGUCGAUUACCCUAAGGCGUACUACCCAGCCGAAUUGCGGCCUCUGCAGCAUUUAUCGACCAAACAAAAUAACGACAGCCUAUUUUUUGACGGUGUGCUAUCCGUUGCUAAUUGUCGAAUCCAUGUCCGCCAGGUGUCAUUCAAUGAGCUGCCAAUUGGCAAAUACGGCAUAGAAAACCCGACUGUGGGUUCUGACAUUUGGAUUCGGUCAGACUUGAACGCGAAGCGCCUGUCUCGGGGCCACAAAGACAUAUGCUACCGUCUAAAAAAUCCAGCAAAAGAGUACAAACGGUUUCAUUCCGGGUUUUUAUGGAUUGCGGACCUGGCCAAACAUGUCGUCGACUACCUGGAGGAAGCCCACGAGGAGAAUCGCGAUGUCAACUUCCAGGACUUCCGUUCAGACUUCAGCACUUGGCUUUCACAAAAGCAUGAAGGUUCCCUAGCUUUUUCGAGAUGGCGCAAGCAGUACCCUGGAACGGAUUUCGGCUUUGCGGUCAACGCAAAUGUCCAGUUCGUUUGGAAAGAGGCCAACGGUAUCCUCGGAGAAGUAGCCCGGUCUUUCCGGCUCUGGAAAGAAAUACUACACUUCACUGCCUUCCCUUCUAUCACGGCAAGCGAAUCAACCUCGUCAACUCAAAGCAAUACAAUCCCAAAGACGAUAGUGACUCCGUACAUCUCCCACCCCCAACACCGAGAGAUUGCGCACCGGACCUCAAAGGCGCUUAAACUCGAACUUUGCGCCAAGAUACACACUGCCCAGCAGCCCUUCAACAUGAAAAGGCCUAUAUCAGGCAUUCAGGUAGGCGACGUUGUCUCCAUAUUACCAGACGCCGGCAUCCAGGUCAGCAUCAAGAGGAAAAGGGUACUAUGGAACAAUCAGGAUGACAAACUCUGGUACGGCAUGAUUCAGGAAGUCCACCAUACACAAGCAGGAAUUGUGUUCGACGUCACUUGGCUGUACCAACCGAACGACACCCCGUGCGGGCAAAUGGUUUACCCUUGGAACAAUGAGAUAUUUUUCUCGGACCAUUGCACCUGCCAUGAAUCCCCCGGCGAGAGAGAGCGUUUAAGCAAGAUCAAGGAGGAGGAAGUGCUUUCCACUCACUCUGUCGACUGGGAUGGUUCACAAGACACAGACAACGACUUUUUUUGCCGUUUGACGUAUCUCACCGCAGAACAUUGUUGGGAGACCUUCUCGCCAGCUCACCGACGCUGCUCCUUCUUCCAUCGAGAGGAAGAAACCAGUUUCGAAUAUCAGCUUGGUGACACAGUUCUAGUCACCUCUCAAGAAGAACAAGCUGAGGUCGUUGAGUUGACAGUCUUACCGAACUCAGUUGGACUAGCCACUUUCAGACGCCUUCCGAGCCGACAACAUUAUGAGUCACAGAUGCCACCGAACGAAUUGCUUUACAGUGACGAGGAGGUGUCCUACAAAGUCACUCAAAUUGCCGGUAGAUGUCUUGUACGGAUCUUCCGGCCAGGCGAGCUCAUCGCCCCCCCAUACGAUCGCGGUGGCGCUGGCAACGCCUUCUACAUCACGAACGCCUUGCAGUGUGGACGUGUGUGCCCUCUUGAGGACACUGAGUUCAGUCUCAGACAAGCUUUUGACCCUUCCAAAUCCUUUCCUAAGCUCAGGGGUGUCGACCUCUUCUGUGGAGGUGGGAAUUUUGGACGUGGUUUGGAAGAAGCUGGCGCCAUCACCAUGGAUUGGUGCAACGACAUGAAUGCAAAGGCAGUACACACUUAUGUUGCCAACGCAGGCAACACGGUCGCUCCGUUUACUGGUCCCAUAGAGGAACUCCAGAAGCUUGCAUUGCUUGGCAGCUUCAGCGACAAUGUUCCUGAAAUCGGGCAGGUGGAUUUUGUCUCUGGUGGCAGCCCGUGUCCUGGGUUUUCUCGCCUCACGUCCGACAAAACGAAACCUAAACAGCUCAAAAAUCAGUCACUGGUAGCAGCUUUCGCCUCAUUCAUUGACAUAUACAGGCCUAAAUACGGCUUGCUCGAAAAUGUCGAGGGUAUCGUGCAACCGGAGACCAAGAAGAAGGAAGAUGUCUUCCGUCAGCUCAUCUGCGCAAUUGUUGGUCUUGGUUACCAGACGCGGUGUUUCCUCCUUGACUCUUGGUCACACGGUGCGCCACAGACACGGACUCGAGUUUUCCUCUGCUUUGCGGCGCCAGGUCUUAAGCUCCCAAAGGUUCCACGACAUUCACACUCCCACUACAAGGCGCGACAACUCAAGCUAGACUCCCGCUACAAGGCGCGAGAACUCAAGCUAGGCAAAUUAUCCAACGGGCAGUUCAUGAUAGAGCGACAGGUUUCUGUGCCGACUGCCUUGAAGUUCGUCUCCGCUGCUGCAGCAACUGCUGACCUGCCUGACAUCAAGGACGGCAAACCGGAUUUCUGUGCAGAGUUUCCUGACCAUAGGGUUGCCUGUGGCGUUACGAAGAACCUCCGCACACAAAUGAGCAUCAUUCCGUUCCAUCCAUAUGCCAUGGACUUUCUUUUAUCCUGGAGAGAUGGCAAAGGUACCAUGACGAAAGCAGAGAGGCAGUGCUUUCCUGAUAGGGGCAGGAGGGUCAACAAAGGCUCUCGGGCUUUCGGUCGAGUCAAACCAAGCGACCCCAUGCAUACGAUUACCACCAAAUCCCAGCCUUCCGACUCUUCUAUCGGAAAAAUCUUGCAUUGGAACCAGAACAGGCCAUUGACAGUCAUGGAGGCUCGUCGUGCCCAGGGAUUCCGCGACAAUGAUAUCAUCCUGGGCAAUCCUGUUGACCAGUACCAAACCAUCGGCAACAGCGUAUCCAGAGAGGUGUCGAUUGCUCUCGGGGUAUCUUUCAGAGAGGCCUGGCUCGGUUCCUUGGUGGACGGCGAGGAGCUUGAUCCGAUUGUAUGGCGACUCCCGGCACAGUCGAUGAAUGAAGCUGUCGAAGACUACGCAAUGAGCCCGGGAACGCCUGCGUUGGCCGAAUCGUCUAGGGGGACUCCCGCCUCAAAGUCGCCGCGUCCUCUGCCGAAGCGUAAAUUUGGAAGCUCUUUGGGGAUUGAGUCAGUUGUCUCGAAGUUGAUGAAGUCGAGCCGAGCACAGAUGGCUAGCGAAGGGAGGGUGAAAUCUGAUAAACAGUACGAGCCCGCGGGGUCUGCCUCGGCUUUGACAUCGACCUCGUCAUCGGUUGUGGCAUCAUUUUCAUCGCCAGCUCCCGCGUCGACCGUCGCAUCGGUCUCGUCGAGAUCGGACGUCGAGGUUAUUGAGUUGGAUUAGA